UCCCGUCGAUGUGCCUUUUUUUUUAGCGGCGGGGCGGCUCGGUGUCGGCGGGGACCGCGGGCGAGAGCGGAGACAGGCUGCGAGGCUGCUCUUCCCCCCUCCUUCCCUCCCCGGACCAACAGCCCGGCCGAGCCGCGGGGAGGAUCGCGCGGUCAAUUGGAUUCUAAAAGUUAUUGAAGCCCCGGAGCGAAACGCCGGGCGCGGCGAUAAUCGGCGCAGCCGGAACCCGAACCGGGGCGGGGAGCGCCGCCGGGAUCAUCGCCCCUCUCCCAGCCUCGCCGCCGGGAUCAUCGCCCCCCCCGAACCUCGCCGGCGGGAGGAGCUCCGGCAAACUUUGUCCGAGGGAGCCGCGGCGGUGCCGGUCCCCGCCCGGGGCGCCGAUGCCCUCGGAGCGCGCCGCCGGCCGGCUCUGAAGCGGUCCCCGCGGGCGAUGCGGGCCGGGGCGGGGGGCGGCGGCCCCUGGCUGGGGCUGGCGGCGCUGGCGGCCGCGCUGCUGGGCGCCCCCGCGGCGGCCGCGUCGCAGCAGCAGUACCACGGCGAGAAGGGCAUCUCGGUGCCGGACCACGGCUUCUGCCAGCCCAUCUCCAUCCCGCUCUGCACGGAUAUCGCCUACAACCAGACCAUCCUGCCCAACCUGCUGGGCCACACCAACCAGGAGGACGCGGGGCUGGAGGUGCACCAGUUCUACCCGCUGGUCAAGGUGCAGUGCUCGGCCGAGCUCAAGUUCUUCCUGUGCUCCAUGUACGCGCCGGUGUGCACCGUGCUGGAGCAGGCCAUCCCGCCCUGCCGCUCCCUCUGCGAGCGGGCUCGCCAGGGCUGCGAGGCGCUCAUGAACAAGUUCGGGUUCCAGUGGCCGGAGCGGCUCCGCUGCGAGAACUUCCCCGUGCACGGCGCGGGCGAGAUCUGCGUGGGGCAGAACACCUCGGAUGCUCCGCCGGGGCCCGGCGGUGCCGCGGGGCGAGGGGUCACUGCCCACCCCACGGCUGGCUACCUCCCCGAGCUCCUCACCCCGCCGCAGCCGCCCUCCGGCUUCUCCUUCUCCUGCCCCCGGCAGCUCAAAGUGCCCCCGUACCUGGGCUAUCGGUUCCUGGGGGAGCGGGACUGCGGGGCCCCCUGCGAGCCAGCCCGACCCAACGGGCUCAUGUACUUCAAGGAGGCGGAGGUGCGAUUCGCCCGGCUCUGGGUGGGCGUGUGGUCCGUGCUCUGCUGCGCCUCGACGCUCUUCACCGUGCUCACCUACCUGGUGGAUAUGCGCCGUUUCAGCUACCCGGAGCGGCCCAUCAUCUUCCUCUCGGGCUGCUACUUCAUGGUGGCAGUGGCUUACGCGGCGGGUUUCUUGCUAGAGGAGCGGGUGGUGUGUCUGGAGCGCUUCUCGGAGGACGGCUACCGCACCGUGGCCCAAGGCACCAAGAAAGAAGGCUGCACCAUCCUCUUCAUGAUCCUGUACUUCUUCGGCAUGGCCAGCUCCAUCUGGUGGGUCAUCCUGUCCCUGACCUGGUUCCUGGCUGCUGGCAUGAAGUGGGGCCAUGAGGCCAUCGAGGCCAACUCCCAGUAUUUCCACCUGGCUGCCUGGGCUGUGCCUGCCGUCAAAACCAUCACCAUCUUGGCCAUGGGGCAGGUGGAUGGGGACAUACUCAGUGGGGUGUGUUACGUAGGUAUCUACAGUGUGGACUCGCUACGGGGCUUUGUGCUGGCGCCCUUGUUUGUGUACCUCUUCAUUGGCACCUCCUUCUUACUUGCUGGCUUCGUGUCCUUGUUUCGCAUCCGCACCAUCAUGAAGCACGAUGGCACCAAGACGGAGAAACUAGAGAAGCUGAUGGUGCGCAUUGGUGUCUUCAGCGUCCUCUACACAGUGCCUGCCACCAUCGUCCUGGCGUGUUACUUCUACGAGCAGGCUUUCCGUGCCACCUGGGAGAAGACGUGGCUCCUCCAGACCUGCAAAACCUACGCCGUGCCCUGCCCCAGCCACUUUGCCCCCAUGAGCCCAGACUUUACGGUCUUCAUGAUCAAGUACCUCAUGACCAUGAUUGUUGGGAUCACGACUGGCUUCUGGAUAUGGUCUGGCAAAACUCUUCAGUCCUGGCGACGCUUCUACCACAGACUCAGCACUGGCAGCAAAGGCGAGACAGCAGUAUGAGACCCCCCCUACCCCCUCUGGCACGCACACACGCAUGCAUGCACACACGCAGAGGAGAGGGAUACUCAGCAGAAGGGGAAGGCUAUGGCUCCCUGAAGGGAGAGGAAGUGAGGCUUUUCCAAACUUUUUCUUCCUCCCAGAGAGUUUGAAAAAAAUAAACCAGUCUUUACGUAAAGGAUCAGAUGGACCGUGUCCAGUGGUGCUUAUGCCCAGCUAAGUAGAAGAGCACAGAAAAAGAAGCCCCUGGUGGGAUGGAAGUGUCCUUCACCCGCAAGAAGUCCCCUUACCUCUCUCUCCUGCUACCCCUGUGCAGAAAAAAAACCCACAACCCAACUGAAGCCAUCCUGCCUUGCUUAGGACAAGAGGGAGGGGAGGGCUGAUGCGUGGAGCUGCCCCUGAGCCACUGGGCCAGACUGAGCGCAGGCAGCACCGCAGCCAGCCCCAGAGCAGGAGAAACACCUCCACUCCCCAGCUCCUCUUCACCUCGGUGAUACCUGCUUUGGUUGGUUUAAAGUGAAAAUUCGGCCCUAGGUCUGGUGUUCUUGUUGCUGUGGGGAAGGAGGGGGUUGCUAUUCCACACCCUGAAAAGAAAUGACUUGUUGCUUUUCAGCAGAAGGCUUUUCCCCCUUGCCUUUGUUCUAGGAGACAAAGGGGGAAACAAAAGUGUUUUCUAUGUAGAAAGGCAUAAGCAUGGGAUCGUUUUUUAUGGGCAAACUAACAAAAAGAAGUCGUUGAGGUUCACCCUUGGAUGCGAGGAGCUCGCAGAAAUAAACAUUCCUUUUAUGAAAAAGGGAGAAGGCAGGAUGUUUUCUUACCGUGUCAGUAUGGGUCGCUUUUCUCCACUGAAGGAAAUGCAAGACUUGGAGGGCAAGAAGAGCCGAACCGAGAGCCCCUGCCAAAACAAGAGCCAUUGAAAUAUAUAACGUAAAGAUACGAUAUUUUUCUUUCCUUCCUAUAAACCUGCUUUCUCUCCUGCUUUGCAGUGAGCUCGCUGCAGGUAAAGUCGAUAUGCAGCCGGCUCUGGGGACAGGAGGAAUGCUUUUGGCUCAGGACGGAUCCCUUGCCUGCUCCCCAGGUUCCCUGAACUGCUGGUGCAGGAGGGGGCCAGGACUGGGAUUUAAGAGCAAGGAGGUACCACAAGUGAGGAGCCCACUCAUUUCAACUAAAAUACAGCUGCCUAAGUUUCCAGUGAUCACAUCUUGGAAGGAAAGACAUUAAAAAAUUAAUCAUCAAAUGCAUCGUUUUCUUUUUUAAAAUGUGACAGAUUUUUCUAUUCUGAAAUUUUCAUGUUGACUUGUUCAUAUUUUAUUUUUUGCUUACUACUUUACCUUUGUAGUCACUGAAGGGUUGUUUUUAUAAGUAUAUGUGUGUGUGUAUAUUCUUGCCUAAGGACAAAAUAGGAAGUUCUGGAUUUUUAGCAAGCCUCCGCCCUAUAGCUGCUCUUCAUUUUUGGGAGGGGGAAAGUGUCUGGAAUGAAACUUUAAAAAGAAAAAACCUGUUCAGAGUGAGGGGGCAGACUGCUGCUGUCUGAGGGCGUCCCAGUAGUCUGGGCAUGAGGAAUGGGCGCAUCGGCCAAAUCCUUCAGCAGAUCCGAUUUCAGAAGUGCAAGGCUUGGGUUUUUGUCUUUUAUAAUGUGCACGUGGAAGAAAAAGAAAAAAAACAAACAUGUAAGACAAGUGCAGUAUGUAUAUUUUGUAAAUCUCAUUUUUGUAAGAAAAUAUGUAUUUAUGUUUUUACUUGAUUUUUUUUUUUUAAGGUCUGUAUGAGGCCCUGCUUCAUCCCAUGUACAGAUCACUGAAUAAAUAAUUUUUAAUAC
This is a messenger RNA of Cuculus canorus (common cuckoo), 3953 nucleotides long. It is a transcript of the gene FZD7, whose product is annotated as frizzled class receptor 7. Gene Ontology annotation, biological process: non-canonical Wnt signaling pathway; canonical Wnt signaling pathway. The record is from RefSeq and is a predicted model, not a curated record. Gene Ontology annotation, molecular function: Wnt receptor activity; Wnt-protein binding. Gene Ontology annotation, cellular component: plasma membrane. The coding region runs from base 431 to 2137 and encodes 568 amino acids. NCBI's taxonomy places the organism in Eukaryota, Metazoa, Chordata, Aves, Cuculiformes, Cuculidae. The transcript has a single exon.